This is a messenger RNA of Zingiber officinale, 1946 nucleotides long. RefSeq names its product 70 kDa peptidyl-prolyl isomerase-like. Gene Ontology annotation, cellular component: cytoplasm. The record is from RefSeq and is a predicted model, not a curated record. Gene Ontology annotation, molecular function: protein binding; peptidyl-prolyl cis-trans isomerase activity. The transcript has 13 exons. NCBI's taxonomy places the organism in Eukaryota, Viridiplantae, Streptophyta, Magnoliopsida, Zingiberales, Zingiberaceae. The coding region runs from base 74 to 1795 and encodes 573 amino acids. Gene Ontology annotation, biological process: protein peptidyl-prolyl isomerization.
CCCCAACUCCCUUCUCCGGCAUUGCGAACCAAAACUCUUCUGAUCGUAGGAUUCGAUUUCUUCCUCUGCGGAGAUGGAUGAGGACUUCAAUAUUCCGGCCGGCGAGGACAUGAUGGACGUGGAUCCCGUGGAUCAGAUGCCUGAGGAGGAGAUCGGAGGAACAGUGAUGAAGGUGGGCGAGGAGAAGGAGAUCGGGAAGCAGGGACUCAAGAAGAAGCUCGUCAAGGAGGGGGAAGGGUGGGAUCAUCCCGAGACUGGCGACGAGGUCGUAGUGCAUUAUACUGGAACGUUGCUUGACGGGACUAAGUUCGAUUCUAGCCGUGAUCGCGGAGAUCCUUUCAAGUUCAACCUUGGCAAAGGGGAAGUGAUCAAGGGAUGGGAUCAAGGUAUCAAGACAAUGAAGAAGGGUGAGAAUGCUAUCUUCACCAUCCCGUCGGAAUUGGCUUAUGGCACAGCGGGAUCCCUUCCCACCAUUCCUCCCAAUGCCACUCUUCAGUUCGAUGUUGAAUUGCUUUCCUGGACCAGUGUUAAAGAUAUCUGCAAAGAUGGCGGACUUUUCAAGAAAAUAUUGGUUGAAGGGGAGAAAUGGGAGAAUCCCAAAGACCUAGAUGAAGUUAUAGUGAAAUACGAGGCAAGGCUUGAAGAUGGAUCUGUAGUUUCAAAAUCAGAUGGUGUAGAGUUCACUGUGAAAGAUGGAUUCUUCUGUCCUGCGUUCUCAAAAGCCGUGAAGACGAUGAAGAAAGGCGAAAAGGUUCUACUAACAGUUAAACCACAAUAUGCAUUCGGUGAAACGGGAAAGCAAGCAUCUGGUGAUGAAGCAGCUGUUCCACCAAAUUCAACUCUUCACAUUGACCUGGAAUUGGUGUCUUGGAAAACUGUGACAGAAAUUGGUGAUGAUAAGACGAUCAUUAAGAAGAUUCUUAAAGAAGGGGAAAGCUAUGAGCGUCCCAACGAUGGUGCCGUCGUCAAAGUAAAGCUGAUUGGAAAGCUCGAUGAUGGAACUAUUUUUGUGAAGAAGGGACAUGAAGGUGAACCAUUCGAGUUCAAGACUGAUGAAGAACAAGUGAUUGAAGGAUUAGACGCGGCUGUGAUGUCGAUGAAGAAAGGAGAGGUUGCAUUUGUCACAAUUCCCCCCCAGCAUGCAUUCGAUUCUGUGGAAUCAAAGCAGGAACUUGCCGUAGUCCCUCCCAAUUCAACUGUCUACUACGAAAUUGAGUUAGUUUCCUUUGUGAAGGAAAAAGAAUCUUGGGAUCUCAACACCGCGGAGAAAAUUGAAGCUGGUGCUAAGAUGAAAGAGGAGGGCAAUGCAUUGUUCAAGUUAGGCAAAUAUGCCAGGGCUUCCAAAAGAUAUGAAAAGGCUGCCAAGUUCGUCGAGUACGAUAGCUCAUUCAGUGAUGAAGAGAAAAAGCAGUCCAAGGCAUUGAAACUAACUUGCAACCUGAACAACGCUGCCUGCAAGCUGAAGCUGAGGGACUACAAACAGGCAGUGAAGCUUUGCACAAAGGUGUUGGAGCUUGAUAGCAGAAAUGUAAAGGCCUUGUACAGGAGGGCGCAAGCACACAUUAAUCUUUGUGAUCUGGAUUUGGCAGAACAGGAUAUUAAAAAAGCCCUUGAAAUUGAUCCUGACAACAGGGAUGUGAAGGUCGAGUACAAGCGUUUAAAGGAGAAGGUGAGAGAGUAUAACAAGAAAGACGCAAAGUUCUAUAGCAACAUUUUUGCCAAGCUGAAUAAUAAAACGAGUUCUAUGGAACCUAAGCAAGAGGCACAACCAAUGAGCAUUGAGAGUGCUGCAUGAGUGGUUCCAAUAAAUGUAGUGGGGGUGUGAGGCACGACCUACAGAUAAAGUCUUUCAUUUAUGUUGUAGUCUUUCAUUGCAUCCAUGGAGUGAGUUGUAUAAAGUGAUGUAUUUUCUGCUUACUCUAUUAUGGUUUUCCUAAUUCUUCUAA